GGACCAAGGACUUACAAACACAUGUUAAGCAUUCGCUUCUCAUGGAGUGAUUCAGGACGAGACGGGAGAAUGAAUAACUCUGUCCAAACAGGACCUAUAUAAUCACAUGGUCGUUUUUAAGAAGUAUAUCAACCUCGGACAAAGGAUGCAUAUUUGUUUAAACUUCUUGAAAGAAUUUGGCGCUAUACCCGCACCUCAACUUGAAAUCAUCGGCCUGUGUAGAAAACUGGCUACAACACGUGGUAUUAGCCUGGACUAAGAGUGGUGGAUUUCCUCAAUGGAGAGAAUGGGAGAUGUUGCAAUGAACAUUGAAGAUUGGAAAAGGCAUCAAUAUUAUGAUGUUCAUGAACAUCUUUGGAACAUCAGACCUGUGAUAUUCCAAAUUGCGAUAACUCGAGAAUUAUCGAAUUUAGGAAGAGUAAGUUUACUUUUUUUGAGAAUUUAAAUUAACGUUGUUUACAGAAUUCAUAUUAUUUUUAAUUAUUUGUUUUUAAAUGACGUUUAUAGAGGGGCCACCAAUAUUGGUGCUGAGGAAGAACCUCCUGAACCUACGUCACAUUUUAUGGUAAUCGUUGGUCAUGGCAAAAAGCUCAUCAAGGGCGAGACCAUUUACUACCUCAUUGUAAGAAAUUCUUGGGGGUUCAUUGGUCUGAUGAUUGUUAUGGAAGAAUCGAAGCCAAUAAAGAUCUGUUCAUGGGUUUUUGGGGCAUAACGAGGAUAUCUAAAAACGUUGAGCCACAAUUAACCAAUCUCCUCGCUAAAGAUGGAGGUUCAUUAGUACAGGAGCAUGCGAAUGAUCGUCGGGGUAUGGCCAGCAUUCAUCUGUCUAAUAAUUACAAGAAGUUUGAUGAGAAUACUAGUAGAAACUAUAGAAAGAAGGGCAGAAAGGAUGGGAAUGCUGAGGAAAGGGUAGAGGAAUUUACAUUUAAUAUACUUCAGCAUAUGAAGGAAAACAAGUAUUCUAUUCCUCGAAAAGAAAAAUCUGUCGAGAAAGAGACAGAAGAGCAGGAUGGAUCAUCAGAUUCAUCAUCUGAGGAGAGGAACGUCCAAGAGUGUCAUCAAGGAGUAGCACAUAAGAAGCUUAUAUCACAAGUUGAAGAAGCUGUGGAGGUCCAACUCAGUGAUGCUCAAAAGAAAAUCACAUCCACACAGGAGAGUGUUGGAGCUGAUGUAAAUCAAAAGCUCUUCAGAGGCUUUGCAACUACUGCAGCAGUGAGGGAGGGACGCCUUGAUAUUCUUGAGACCUUAAUUAAGGCAGGGGCAUCGCAGCCAGCUUGCGAAGAAGCUCUUCUGGAGGCAAGCUGCCAUGCUCAAGCAGGAUGUGAGAAAUUGCUCAUGAGCUCCGAUUUGAUCCGACCUCAAAUUGCUGUACAAGCUCUUGUGGCCGCAUGCUGUAGGGGGUUUGUAGACGUGGUUGAAACACUUAUAAAGUUGCAUCCGUGUUAUUGUCUUCUUCCAAGAGACUAG
Molecule: messenger RNA, 1467 nt
Organism: Trifolium pratense (red clover)
Lineage: Eukaryota; Viridiplantae; Streptophyta; Magnoliopsida; Fabales; Fabaceae
Exons: 5
Coding region: 694-1467 (257 amino acids)
Source: RefSeq, a predicted model, not a curated record